Tetrahymena thermophila SB210 is the source of this 738-nucleotide messenger RNA. Its product is annotated as transmembrane protein, putative. NCBI's taxonomy places the organism in Eukaryota, Ciliophora, Oligohymenophorea, Hymenostomatida, Tetrahymenidae. The transcript has a single exon. The record is from RefSeq and is a predicted model, not a curated record.
AUGAAUACUAUUUCGUUAAUAAUUUUUUUAGGUAUUAUGCAAGUUACAUUCAAAUUUUAUUUUUUAUAUUAAAAAAAAAUCAAUUUAUUUGACUUGAGGAUGCUUAAAUUUAUUUUAUUAUUAGGUUUAAUAUCAAAUAAGAUAGGAAGUAAGUUUGACUUAGUAGUUUAAGAUCAUUUAUCUAGGAAGAACGGCAUUUUAUAGACAGUGCAGAUUUUGUUAGUUUAUUUUUCUAUUAUUCUGAAAUACAAUGGAUUCUAGAGUGUGUCUUUAUUUUUUAUGUUUUUUUGUGCUGUUAUUAAUGGAGUAGAAGAAUAUCUUUUCCUUCCCUUUUUAGACAGAACUGUGAAUAAGUUGUCACUGUAGUUAAACAGCGUAGUGUGUUUAGGAUAGCUAAUAAUUUGUUUGGCAAUCAAUGUAAAUGGAAAAAGAACUUUUUUUGUUUUAAUUACACUAUUUGUAUUAGCAAUUAAACUGGCUUCAAAUUUGCAAAUUUAAAGGGAGAAUAAUAUAAAUUCAAUAUUUUUUUUGAAAUCCGCAAAUUAAUCUAAUUUUUUCUCCUCAUUAAAGCCUUAUGAAAUAGAUAUUCAUAUCAGAUUUUUAAUCAGUAAAUAACUAAAGCCACCACUUUCUGAUAAUAGCAAAAUCAUACUCGAAAGUGUUAUUUUUGAGCACUACUAAUCUUGCUUAAGGAGACCUUAUUGUUUUUGCGAGUAAAUAACUAAUGUAAAAUUUUGA